GCACUUAUAUGAUGUGUACACAAAAUCCUUUGUAGCAUAAAAAUCUAAACUAUACAAAGGGUUCUCAAUUUAUUUAUUAUCAACUUCCAACGAACUCUUAUCAAAUUGAAGCAGGAUCAAUAUUGUUACUGUUGAUUUUUUUUCGUCAUCACUGUACUACUACUUCUACCAAUUUCAAUUAUGGACAAAAACAUUGUGCUAACAAAGCCAUUCUCGUUGGAGAAAGAAUCGGAUGGUGAUUCUGAUUAUAGAGCUCCUAAUCUUAUGAAACGUAUACUAAGUCUAUUUAAGAAUGUGCGGCCAGGAUCUGAUCUUACUCGCUUUCAGCUGCCAGCAGAGUUCAACAUGCCAAAGUCACAACUCCAAUGCUAUGGUGAAGAGGUAUAUUGUGGUGCUUGUGACAUGCUAAGCAGAUGCAACAAUGGAGAAAGUCCAAUUGAUAGGUUCAUAUCAGUUGUAGCAUGGAGCAUUUCUACAAGACGCCCUGUCAUUUUUGGAGUUGCUCCUUACAAUCCCAUUCUUGGAGAGACACACCAUGUUUCCACACCAAAUCUUAAUGUCUUGCUAGAACAGGUUUCUCACCACCCUCCGGUGACUGCACUUCAUGCAACAAAUGAGAAGGAAAAGAUAGAAACAAUAUGGUGUAGUUAUGUUGUUCCAAAGUUCAAUGGUGCCGCGGUGGAAGGUCAAGUGCAUGGUAAAAGAGAACUGAAGCUCCACAAUCAUGGAGAGACAUAUGAAAUGAAUGCUCCUCAUCUCAUGAUCAGGUUUCUUCCAGUUCCUAGCUGUGAUUGGGUCGGCAAUGUCCAUAUCCGGUGCCCGGAAUCUGCCAUUGAGGCAGAGUUAUGCUACACAAGCCACACUCUGUUCGGAUUCCGGUCAAGCCGGAAAUCAAUAAAGGGAAAGAUCAUUGAUUCAAUAUCAACAAAGAUUCUGUAUGAAAUUAAUGGUAAUUGGGAUAGUAUUGUGACAGCGAAGGAUACAAAUAAUGGAGAAGUGAGAGUGAUAUAUGAUGCAAAAGAAGUCAUUUCAGGGCUCCAAACUCCUGUUGUGAAGGACUCUGAGUGUGUGUGGGGAAGUGAAUCAGCAGUUGUAUGGAGUGAAGUAAGCGAAGCAAUCAUGAAGAAAGAGUGGGAAAAAGCAACAGAAGCAAAGAAAUGUGUGGAGGAAAGGCAAAGGGAGCUUUCAAGAGAAAGGAUCACAAAAGGAGAAACAUGGCUUCCUAAGCAUUUCACACUCUCUCACUCCAAAGAAGGAGGCUGGAAUUGUUUUCCAAUUCAAAACUGGGUCCCACCCUCUCCUAUUCAGACCUUGUAAUUUCUUUCUUACAAUAAAUAAAAGUAUAUAUGGCAGAAUUUGAAAUUAAUAAAAAUAUGCAUCAAAGAUUGGUAAAUAUUAAAUUUUUAU
Molecule: messenger RNA, 1407 nt
Organism: Arachis duranensis
Lineage: Eukaryota; Viridiplantae; Streptophyta; Magnoliopsida; Fabales; Fabaceae
Product: oxysterol-binding protein-related protein 4C
Exons: 7
Coding region: 181-1317 (378 amino acids)
Cellular component (GO): intracellular membrane-bounded organelle; cytosol; membrane
Molecular function (GO): sterol binding
Source: RefSeq, a predicted model, not a curated record